Messenger RNA from Musa acuminata AAA Group (dessert banana), 2877 nucleotides. Its product is annotated as indole-3-acetic acid-amido synthetase GH3.8-like. Gene Ontology annotation, cellular component: cytoplasm. The record is from RefSeq and is a predicted model, not a curated record. Lineage: Eukaryota; Viridiplantae; Streptophyta; Magnoliopsida; Zingiberales; Musaceae. Gene Ontology annotation, molecular function: acid-amino acid ligase activity. Bases 786 to 2633 code for a protein of 615 amino acids. The transcript has 3 exons.
AUUAUGGGUUGGACAUGUGCGAUGCCUCAGCUGCUCAUCUGUUGAUGGUUUUCCCCUUGAAUUCGAGUAAUCAAUUCGCUCAUCUCAUCUGGAAUGGCAGUCCUGGAUCGAUCCUGCUGUUGUUUUAUCCAUUUAUUAUGCUUCUCAGCUGCAGAAUCUUCUCAGAAACCCUUCAUUUAGUACUAAGAAUUCAGUACUAGAAGGGACACCGCCGGCCUUGUAGCCUAAAAUGGCAUGACGCCAAGAGCCCGUAAACUAGUCACGUUAUCUAUGCAACUUUCCUUCCUUGCAUAGACCACGCACAUGAGCUGUGCAACAACGGAGUCCAGAGGCGUCGGUGAUGUAGCGAUCAAGCCCUCACAUGCUACCUCAUAAGGCGCCGGCGCAGGGCUGCCCCGCCCACCGGCGGGGGGUCACUGUCGCGUCCGCCAGCCUGGGACUCCUCGGCUCGCCACGUGUCCGGGACGACCAUAGGUGCCGAGCUGGCGAGCGGCCGACGGGGCCCCGCGUGUCGGGCGAUGUCCGGAUCCCGACGCGACCGCGCGGCCUGCGGUGUCGCGCCGUGGACCUACACGCCCUGACGCGGCUCGUCCGUCCGUUCCGGUGGACCCUCGCCCAUCUAAUGCAGCAGUUCGCCUAUAAAAUGCUUGCCCCCCGCCGUGGCCACAGCGCCCUCCAUCCCUUGUGUUGAGCUCCCAAUCUUCCUUAUCCUCCUCUUGUGCUGCUUGAUCAUCCACCACUCCUGCUUCCAAAUCCAUCCACGGUGCUGUAAACGAAGGGUGAAAAUGGCCGUGGAGACUGUUGUUCCCGCUAAGGCGAACCCCGCCAAGCUCGGGCCGGCGGCCAACGAGAAGGACGCUGAGAAGCUGCGGUUCAUAGAGGAGAUGACCACGAACGCUGACGCGGUGCAGGAGAAAGUGCUGGCGGAGAUAUUGAAGCGCAACGCCGAGACGGAGUACCUCCGGAGGUACGGGCUCGGCGGCGUCACCGACCGUGCCACCUUUAAGGCCAAGGUCCCCGUGGUCACCUACGAGGACCUGCAGCCGGAGAUCCAGAGGAUCGCUAAUGGCGACCGCUCUGCCAUCCUCUCCGCCCAUCCCAUCUCGGAGUUCCUCACCAGCUCCGGGACGUCGGCGGGGGAGAGGAAGCUGAUGCCCACCAUCAAAGAAGAGCUCGAUCGCAGGCAGCUCCUUUACAGCCUUCUUAUGCCUGUAAUGAACCUUUACGUGCCUGGACUGGACAAGGGGAAGGGGCUCUACUUCCUUUUCGUGAAGUCGGAGACAAAGACGCCCGGCGGGCUGACGGCGCGGCCGGUGCUGACGAGCUACUACAAGAGUGAGCAUUUCAAGAGCCGUCCCUACGACCCGUACAAUGUCUACACCAGCCCCACGGCAGCCAUCCUCUGCGCCGACGCGUUCCAGAGCAUGUACGCGCAGAUGCUCUGCGGUCUCCUCCAGCGCCACGACGUACUACGGGUGGGCGCCGUCUUUGCCUCCGGCCUCCUCCGCGCCAUCCGCUUCCUCCAGCUCCACUGGCAGGAGCUCUCUCAGGACAUCGCGGUCGGGGCGCUCACCGUCAAGAUCACCGACCCCUCCGUCCGCGCCGCGGUCUCCGAGCUUCUGAAACCGGACCCGGAGCUUGCCCGGUUGAUCGCGGUCGAGUGCUCCAAGGGUGACUGGGCGGGAAUCAUCACACGUAUCUGGCCCAACACCAAGUACCUGGACGUGAUCGUGACGGGUGCCAUGGCGCAGUACAUCCCCACCCUGGAAUACUAUAGCGGAGGCCUUCCCAUGGCGUGCACCAUGUACGCGUCCUCGGAGUGCUACUUCGGGCUCAAUCUUAAACCCAUGUGCGAUCCCGCCGAGGUCUCCUAUACCAUCAUGCCUAACAUGGCCUACUUCGAGUUCCUCCCGCACGGCGACUGCGGAGACGGCCAAAGCCACCGCCCCGGGAGGGACAAGGCCCAGCUGGUGGACCUGGCGGACGUGGAGGUGGGGAAGGAGUACGAGCUGGUGAUCACCACCUACGCCGGGCUUAACCGGUAUCGCGUGGGAGACAUCCUGCGGGUGAACGGGUUCUACAACGCGGCACCGCAGUUCCGGUUCGUCCGCCGGAAGAACGUGCUACUGAGCAUCGAGUCAGACAAGACCGACGAAUCGGAGCUGCAAAAGGCGGUCGAAAGCGCGUCGGCGCUGCUCCGGCCGUAUUCCGCUAGCGUGGUGGAGUACACGAGCCACGCGGACACGAAAGCCAUCCCGGGGCACUACGUCAUCUACUGGGAGCUGCUGGCCAAGGACAAGUCGGCCUCGGCGGCAGAGGCCGUGGGUGCGCUGGCUCGGGACGGGGUGAUGGAGCGGUGCUGCCUAGCGAUGGAGGAGGCUCUGAACUCGGUGUACCGGCAAAGCCGGGUGGCGGACGGCUCCAUCGGACCGCUGGAGAUACGGGUGGUCCGUGGGGGCACGUUCGAGGAGCUGAUGGACUACGCCAUAUCGAGGGGGGCGUCCAUCAACCAGUACAAGGUGCCGCGCUGCGUCAGCUUCCCGCCCAUCCUGGAGCUACUCGACUCCCGCGUCGUCUCCGCCCACUUCAGCCCCGCCCUCCCCAGGUGGUCUCCGCACCGCUCUGGGAACUGAGGAAGACCGGCACCCGCCGACCGGGCGGCCGUGUCGGAACGCGGACGCCCAUUUCUCCCUAAAAACCAAAAAUAGAUAUUUGACCUUCCCUUAGUCUCGCUAUGUUGAGUAACAGUAGAAUCUUUGGGCUAAUUUAACUCAGCCGAGAUGAUUUUAGACCUGUGAUUAUAUGUUUAGAACCGUCCAAUGACGACUUCAUGUAACGAGCUUAGCUUUGUUUGGAAUCAAUUCUUGUUUCCUUCAA